AUGUUCUUCUCACGGACCUCGAGAUCUUCAGAACAUGGGGAUAAAAUUGAAUCUGCAUCGCCAAAUGCAGUACACACUCGACGUCACUCAAAAAGAUUCUGGUUAUUACUUCUCGCAGCUACAAUUCUCAUCAUCGGGCUCGGCCUAGGUCUUGGCCUUGGACUCGGAUUGAGAAACACCGGCGACGACGAUGACAGUAAUGAUUCCGAUGACUCCAACUCAUCUAACACACUUCCAUCAGGAAACACGACCACGAUAGGCGUCAAUGGAACAUUCUGGCAACCUCAAGCAGGAGCAACCUGGCAAAUAGUUCUCCAACAACCAAUCCACACAUUCACACCCCUCGUCUCAAUCUUCGACAUCGACCUAUUCGAAAACAACGCUUCCACAAUAAGCCACAUCCACUCCCUAGGAUCAAAAGUAAUCUGUUACUUCUCCGCUGGAAGCUACGAGUCUUUCCGUCCAGACACCAAAGACUUCGUCUCGGCCGAUUACGGAAACGAGCUGAAAGGCUGGCCGGGAGAGAAAUGGCUCGACACGCGCAGCGAGAACGUGAGAGCGAUCAUGAAGAAGAGACUUAACCUAGCCAGCGAAAUAGGCUGUGAUGGCGUAGACCCCGACAACGUCGAUGGUUUCGUCAAUGAUUCCGGAUUCCCACUCACCAACACCACAGCUCUCGACUUUCUCCAUUUCUUAGCCGACGAAGCACAUCGUCUUAAACUUGCCAUCGGACUCAAGAAUGCCGGGGAUCUGGUGGGCCAGACGACGGGGUUUUUGCAAUGGGUGGUUAAUGAGCAGUGUCUGCAAUUUAAGGAGUGUGGGUUGUACAGACCGUUUAUUGAGGCGGGGAAACCGGUGUUGCAUAUCGAGUAUGUGAGUGAGAAGGGGAAUAAUGAUGUUAAUACGAGGACGAGGGAGGAGAUUUGUGGGCAGCCUGCUGAGGAGGGGUUUAGUACGUUAAUGAAGAAGGCGAGUGUGGAUGAGUGGACGGAGACUUGUUGA
Messenger RNA from Glarea lozoyensis ATCC 20868, 1002 nucleotides. Its product is annotated as (Trans)glycosidase. The transcript has a single exon. The record is from RefSeq and is a predicted model, not a curated record. Lineage: Eukaryota; Fungi; Ascomycota; Leotiomycetes; Helotiales; Helotiaceae. Bases 1 to 1002 code for a protein of 333 amino acids.